Molecule: messenger RNA, 2921 nt
Organism: Talpa occidentalis (Iberian mole)
Lineage: Eukaryota; Metazoa; Chordata; Mammalia; Eulipotyphla; Talpidae
Gene: RAB14
Product: RAB14, member RAS oncogene family
Exons: 8
Coding region: 131-808 (225 amino acids)
Biological process (GO): endocytic recycling; Golgi to endosome transport; phagosome maturation
Cellular component (GO): phagocytic vesicle; Golgi apparatus; trans-Golgi network
Molecular function (GO): GTP binding; GTPase activity
Source: RefSeq, a predicted model, not a curated record
GCUUCAGUGAACACUGAAAUUGUCAGAGGCCAGAGUUUUGACAUGAUAAAAUGGAAGGAAGCAAAGUAUGUAAAGUGGCAACUUUCAGCAAGAAGAGGAAGGCACAUAGGAAAAUCAGAAGAGGAGGAGCAUGAGGCAAAUAGCAAUUUUAAGUGCCACCAUGGCAACUGCACCAUACAACUACUCUUACAUCUUUAAAUAUAUUAUUAUUGGGGACAUGGGAGUAGGAAAGUCUUGCUUGCUUCAUCAAUUUACAGAAAAAAAAUUUAUGGCUGAUUGUCCUCACACAAUUGGUGUUGAAUUUGGUACAAGAAUAAUUGAAGUUAGUGGCCAAAAAAUCAAGCUGCAGAUUUGGGAUACAGCAGGACAGGAGAGGUUUAGGGCUGUUACACGAAGCUACUACAGAGGAGCUGCGGGAGCACUUAUGGUGUAUGAUAUCACUAGAAGAAGUACAUAUAACCACUUAAGCAGCUGGUUGACAGAUGCAAGGAAUCUCACCAAUCCAAAUACUGUAAUAAUUCUCAUAGGAAAUAAAGCAGAUUUGGAGGCACAGAGAGAUGUUACAUAUGAAGAAGCCAAACAGUUUGCUGAAGAAAAUGGCUUAUUGUUCCUUGAAGCAAGUGCAAAAACGGGAGAGAAUGUAGAAGAUGCAUUCCUUGAGGCUGCCAAGAAAAUCUAUCAGAAUAUUCAGGAUGGAAGCUUGGAUCUGAAUGCUGCCGAGUCUGGUGUACAACACAAACCUUCAGCUCCACAGGGAGGCCGGCUAACCAGUGAACCCCAACCCCAGAGAGAAGGAUGUGGCUGCUAGUGACCUUGUUUCGGGGGCCCUCAUUUGACCUUUCACCUCUGUCUGUUGGAGCAGUACUUUUUACUGCCUCAUUGUCUUCUGUACAUCUUACUGGGUUUAAUUAAAAAAGCAAAAAGAAAAAAACUCUGUUGUAAAAUCGUUUAACACAAUACUAAACUGCUAAACAGCUAGCUGUAAUCAGGUUAUCAAAGGCGAGUAGAGUAAUAAAUCUCUCCUGCAUGGUAAAUCUAGACUUUUUUUCCCCCUUGAUUGUUCUUGUGAUAGGUAUGUCACCAAUACAUGAUUUGAACUGAGCACUGAUGCUGGACUACACGAUUUUUACCCUUCCUCUUCCUGGUGAAGCUUUGUCUCACUCUACGGUUUAAUUUGACAUCUUAAGACUUUCUCUUCGUUUUUAACUGUUUGAGUAUGUCUGUUGUAACCAUUAAGGUUAUUGCUAUGAAAUGACUUCUGAUGGUAGAGAAGGGGUUCUGUAACUGCAUUGGUUUUGUUCUUGUUGGAUAAAUUCCCUGUUGUGUGGGUGGCAUUUUUCUUGAGAAAGUUUGCUCGUUUUAACCUUGCACUGGGAAUUAUCUGUUUAUUAUUUUUUCUUGUGCUUAAUUAAUAGCUUUAUCUUUUUUUUAUACCAUUUUAUCCUUUUCUCUUUAGCAGAAAGUAAAUAUGUAUAAAAUUUGAAGUAACUGAAGUAACAAUACAUUCUGUGUAUAUUAUUUUAAUGAAGAAAAUAAAUUGAUUACUGGCAUUGGAGCAGUAUAAAAUACCAGUUUGUACAGUAUGACCUAUAUGUGACCAUGUUACCCCCCCCUUCCAUUUCACACAAGGAAAUAGACACAGCUGCAGUUCAUAAGUAAUACUGGCUCCAACCUUUGGUGCUGGCAGUGUAGGGGACAUUCUGCUGGAAAGAGCUCCUAGCGUGAGAGGAUUAACACUAGCAGGUUCUGUUCCAUCUUUGCACUGUGGCUUACCUGCUGAUUUUCUUAACUGUUCUUGUGCAAUCGACAAUGUGCUAACCUGCUUUUCUCUUUUUGUAAAUGUUUUGCAUUAUUACAGGCUGCAUUUCUUGCCUUACUGUAUAGAAAAGGAAAAAAGGCUGGGUUUAUUAUUGCACAUUUUAAGCUUUUAUACCUUUAUCUUCUUGGAAUGGUGAGAUUCUAAACCAGACAGCCGUAACCAUAGGUCUGCUGUUAAGGGAUUUUAAAUUGUGCAUUUUUAACACUACAGUGAAAUAAUUUAAGAUAUCCCUUGUGUUCUUAGUAUGGGGGGUAUUUUAUGUCAUUGUGGCAUAAAUUGUUUUGUAAGAGGGAAAGUGUUUCUAAUGGUGUUUCUAUGUUAGUGCUAAUACAAAGUACGUUUUUACUUUGCAUUAGGUGGUUUGGCGACUGAAAGAAUACUGUACUGCAAGGGGAACAAUCUUAUUUCUUUAGACAGCAUACUUUAUGUUUUACCAACUUCUUUAUUUCUGUUGGUUGACUUCUAGUUGACUUUAUGGUUUGGGCUGGGAAUUGAGAAGUUACUUGAGGUAGGAAAGAUAAAAUGAGCAUAUUGUAUAAAAUGCACUCAAAUGCUGUGUUUAAAAUACACAUUUUAAAUCCCUCUUUACAGACACUAACGUAAAAAAAAAAUACAUCUUUCUGGGUUGUAAACGUAGUAGUAUGAGAGUAUUGUAUAGUCAAUGUUAAAUAAAAGCCAAAACUGGAAUGUGCAGAAAAUAGGAUUUUGUUAAUUUGUGGAGACUCAUCUUUAUUUUUGUCUUUAAUUUUUUCAAAACAAGAUUGCUGAGUAGAUUGGUAUUCUUUUCAAGACUUACAGUGAUCCAUUUUGCUUACACUGUUGCAUCACAAGGGAUUUGCCCAGGGACCAUGACCUGCCGGUGUGUGUAUAUAUUUACAAAAGCAGAACAAACAAACCACCCAUUGGGAUAUAAGGUAGCAAUCACAGACUACAGACUGCGGCUUGUUUAGGUGCAAUACCCUGACUCCCAAGUUAGUUACAGUGGGUCUUUUUGUUUUGUGACAGGAUUUAUGCAGACUGCUGUACUCCUCAUUUGAUGUAACAAAAUGCUAUUAAUCUAAAUAUUUGUAAAUAAAGUACCUGUAUCUAGAUUAAAUUAAAA